AUGGGUAUAUUGGUAAGGGAGGCGAAGAAUGGGAGUUGUGAUAUGGUGGGAUGGUGGCAUUGUGACAUGGUGGGAUUAGGAAUGCUGGAUGGGAAGAAGGUGUUGAGAUUGGAUGCUGGAUGCUGGAUGCUGGGUGGUGGAGUCUUUGACUGGAGUAGGGAGUAG
Sclerotinia sclerotiorum 1980 UF-70 is the source of this 165-nucleotide messenger RNA. RefSeq lists its product with no specific name. The coding region runs from base 1 to 165 and encodes 54 amino acids. The transcript is spliced from 2 exons. NCBI's taxonomy places the organism in Eukaryota, Fungi, Ascomycota, Leotiomycetes, Helotiales, Sclerotiniaceae. The record is from RefSeq and is a predicted model, not a curated record.